AUGAAUAACGACAGUGAAAGCAAAGAUAAUACAUUAACAAGAAAUUCCAAUCCGACAGAUGAUGAAGACGUAACAUUUUUUUUUUUUUACGAUAUAGUUAAACAACUAAUUUUAAAACGUAAUGAUAUCGGAGAUUCUUGUGUAUUAUCAAGCUGGUUGAAAGUGUUGGAACAAAAUAAAAACAAAUUUGUUCGAAAUGAAUAUAUAAAACUUAUGACGUUGGCAUUGCAAUAUCCAGAACCAAUAUGUCCAUUUAAAGACCCUCCUCCCGAGACAAUUGAUCCUUUGGAAAAUGGCGUGAUCGAAAUGGCGAGAAAAUUUUUAAAGAAAGAAGGUACUGCGACGUGUAUUGGAAAUAACGAAGAAGAAACUUUUCCAACAAUUAGCACAGCAAUGUCUUAUGACAAACGCCAAUAUGCUUCAUAUCAAGUUAUACCGAAUGUUGGUGUUCAGUGUUAUUACGCCUUUUCAGAUGAACCGAUGUAUAAUUGGAAUUUAUCAUCCCAAAUAUCAGUCCCUAAAGGUGGACCACACGCCACGGACAUCGAAUGGGAAAGAGCACUAGCGGGUAUUCAAUUAAAAUUGCACAAGCCGAGCACAGACAAUAUAAAACUUCCGAACGCCCGAAAAAAUGCAACCGCUAAAGAUGACGAAAACGAAGUCAAGUCAUCAGUUUCUGGCAGCAGGGCUUCUAGGAAAAAGUCAGAUAGAUUAAAAGAAAGCGGGGAGACAUCAGAUCUUUGUGAUGUAAUGAACAUAGAACAACAAAACCGAAAUGUGAACGAAGCAUUCGAAUGGAAUGAUGCCAGUCUAUUAACUGGAGAUAUAAGACUUGGCGCAGAAAUGUGUUCGGAUCGCAAAGUUGAUGCUCAAGUUAAAACACAAAUAGAACUUGACAAAGAAGCAUUUAAUGCCUACGAUAAACUUUAUCCAGGCGAUUUCUUGAUAAACGUAGAGCAGUCGCUUAUCGAUGAUAUAAUCCCAAUAAAAAUCAACGUUGUUACGGAAUCCGGCGAUAAAAAAACGAUCAAAGAAGAUGAACAACAGAAACAGCCGUCGGCACAGGACGGCAGUGGCUGCGGCGGCGCGAAGAAAAAGCAACGCGAGUGCCCGCGGCCGAAAUUAUGCACGAUAAGGCAGAGCGCAGGCCACGGGAACGUCAAACCGCCGCCCGAAGAAAGCAGGCCCGCUGUCGAGAAGUCAUUGCCGUCGGAGCAUCAGCGUCCACGGAUUUCCGAUCUGGCGCGCAAACUGGCCGCGCUAAAUGCCCCUGACGGCCGCACCGGCCACUACAAGAGCCGCAACACGUUCGUCGAUCCGCCGGCGAGACGUCCGACCCCGGCCGACGAUUACCGGGCCCCGUCGUCUGGACGUCGUAGUCCGGGAGGCUACGACGAAUGCGGCGGUGGCCGGGCCGGUUUGAGACCUGCGCGGUCCACCGAAUCGCGCGCCGAACGGAACUCGAACAGCGGGAUGCCGUUCCGAUGGUCGGAACGGCCGAGCAUGACGUCAGACUUCACCGGUGAGCGUUCCGAGAAGGCGAGUUCAAUGUUGCGGAGCAGACGCACCGACCCGAAGUGCGUCAGCCUGGCGCAGCUGUACGGAAGAUCCGCUAAAAGUCGCGACGACGAGUCGGGCGAACCGUCGUCGGACGUGUAA
This is a messenger RNA of Metopolophium dirhodum (rose-grain aphid), 1659 nucleotides long. RefSeq lists its product as uncharacterized. NCBI's taxonomy places the organism in Eukaryota, Metazoa, Arthropoda, Insecta, Hemiptera, Aphididae. The record is from RefSeq and is a predicted model, not a curated record. The coding region runs from base 1 to 1659 and encodes 552 amino acids. The transcript is spliced from 6 exons.